AUGGCCGAAAUCGCGACACAAACGCUCAGCUUCCUCGACGCGGCGAUAGCCUGCUUCAAGCAGAUCCAGAUCGCCCGCUCGUUCCCAGAGGACUUCGACCACCACCAAAUCAAACUCGACAUCCUCCAACUGCGUCUCUCGCGAUGGGGCGAGGCAGCCGGCAUCUACAGCGGCGGGGAAGGCGCGCCGCUAGCGAUCCGCGACCACGACCAAGCCAACUCCCUCCUCUGCUCCAUCGAGCUCCUCUUCAAGCAAGCGCAAAAAAAGGCCGCCGCGCUGAAGCCCCCGGAGGAGCCCACGACCCCGACGCUCAACCCGGACAGCGACAUGUCGUCGGGCAUGCGCAUGCUGCGCACGAAGCUGCGCGCCUCGCUGUCGCGGCGCUGCACGCAGCUCGCCAACGCCAAGCACAGCAUCCAGUGGGCGUUCUACAAGAAGCAGCAGUUUGAGGAGUUCGUCGCCGCCAUGAACGGCACGAUCGAUCAGCUGGAGAAGCUGUUUCCGGAGGAGGAGGCGACGCCGACGCGGCUGCAGGAGCUGAGCAAGGAGGAGUGCAAGGGCAUCAGCGAGACGUACCUCAAGGAGCUGAAGGAGAUUGUGCAGGACACGGAUCCCUGGCUCGAUGGCGCGGUGGAUGCGUCGCUGCGCGAGCAGGCGCCGACCGGUGGUGUUUCGUUUUCGAACCGCGACAACUAUGGUUUGCAGCAGGGCUACAACUAUGGUAACCAGAAGGGGUUCAAAUUUGCGGGCACUAUGAACAAUAACACUUACAGGAAGUGA
Molecule: messenger RNA, 780 nt
Organism: Lasiodiplodia theobromae
Lineage: Eukaryota; Fungi; Ascomycota; Dothideomycetes; Botryosphaeriales; Botryosphaeriaceae
Product: Small secreted protein
Exons: 1
Coding region: 1-780 (259 amino acids)
Source: RefSeq, a predicted model, not a curated record